Molecule: messenger RNA, 1247 nt
Organism: Blastomyces gilchristii SLH14081
Lineage: Eukaryota; Fungi; Ascomycota; Eurotiomycetes; Onygenales; Ajellomycetaceae
Exons: 3
Coding region: 202-456 (84 amino acids)
Source: RefSeq, a predicted model, not a curated record
CCGCAGCAAGAUCUGCUUUUUUACGGUUCUGAAUGUCUUGCCCCUCCAUUCAACAAGAAAAUUUUACUGUCAUCAGAUAUAUCAAAGUCCGUCUGACUGUACAAUCACUUAGGAUAAAAUCAACCCUUUCUGUCAGCUGCUGACUCCAAAGUGUGCUUAAGUUUGAUCAGUUUUCAACGGGCCCCUCUCCACACUAAAACAAUGGCUGAAGCGAUUGGAGACAUAAUAGAGCAACAACAAUAUAUAGCCUUCAAAAUAUUUAAUGCAGUUAACUAUGAAAGAACCAUGAUGUUCAAAGGCGCACUGCUCCGAGUAUCAAAACCCGGGACCGCAAAAAACCCCCAGCUACCGGACAAGAGAGAUAUCAAGACGGAGGAGCCAUUCCAAAUUCCUAAGAACCAUGAGGUGGAAGUGAUAGACGGCUGGGUGACGCUGACCAGGUCCUCCGCAUCCUGAAUAUCUCAAUGAUUCGAUCUGCCUGUCUUCGACCAGCUCAAAGUGUGAUGGAAAUAUCCUCUUCUACCUCUUCGGGUAUCAAGACUGUCAAACAUUCUGUUGUUGAUUCCCCUGCUCUUUGUUCUGAAGCCCAUUGAUUACUAGCGCGCAUUGCAUCGGAUAAUAAGUCCCCAAGGAGGGGUGCGAGAUUGGCUGGGGAUUUUGAGAACAUAUAUUGAAUUUCUGCAUUAUUGUAUUGUUAGAAUUGUUUCAAUGCAUCUGGUAUUGCGGCACUUACCUCUUGUAUUCUGUGUUUGCUUCCCGGCGACCAGCUGUGCAUCAGAUACCUGCGUGUUCUGUGCCUCCGCUACACUACUCAGUGAUCGAGAUCCAGCUUCUGGCUCCCGCAAGUAGUUUUGCUGAUCUGGUAUGCAUGCGUUUGUACUCUGCACCAUCCUGCCAUGGUGUAAAUGCAAUUGUGAAUCGAGACUGUCAUUCGUGUGGCCAUCUGAUGCCUCGUCUUGCAGAGGCGAAUCAUCGCGGUGUCACUUCCUGUGGCACUUAUCACCCUCAACUUCAGUGUUGAACUCGAGCUUGAAGUACCCUAACUUCAUCAGUCUGUUUCUCAGAGAUUGGAUUCGGAGCCGCACAUUUCCUGAACUCAGAUAUGUUUUCUAAAUCAGAGCUAGCUGCUAUUGCCAUUUGAAUCUCCCGACGAAAUAUCCAUUUUUCAGGCAAAGGCCUUGCAUCCAGGUAUGGUUUUGUGUAGUUCAUCAAACAUUCGAAUUCGACGCGACCCAUUUUUGUGAUAU